Molecule: messenger RNA, 1547 nt
Organism: Caenorhabditis angaria
Lineage: Eukaryota; Metazoa; Nematoda; Chromadorea; Rhabditida; Rhabditidae
Source: the annotation of a GenBank genome assembly
AUGGAAAAUGAUGGAAGCGAUGAUGAACGAGAAAAAUGGAAUAAGGAAAGAGAACGAGUAUUGGAUGAAUGGAGUGAGGUAAAUUUAAUUUUGAAAAUAAAAAUGAAUUAGAAUUAUGGAAAAAAUGAAUAAAAAUUGUGGAAAAAAUCGUGACGUAAAAAACAUUCGCUCAUUUCAAAAUUUCCCGCAUUUUCGAGACCCAAAAAAACUUGACGAAAUUCAACGCAAAAGUGAGAGAUUUAGAGACAAAUAUUUUUGAUCUACCACUGAAAAUGUUUCGAAAGUUUGGGGGUUAUACAUUUUCCUCAAAUAUUCGAAUAAUUUUCAAAAUUUUGAAAUUAAAAUGCAAAUGAAAUUAAAACGUGACUUUUCAACAAAAAAAACACGUGGACAUUUUUUGCUCAUUUUCGAAUUUUCAUUUCCCCCCGAGAGGUUUAGAGAAAAUAAUUUUUGGUUUCUAGAGAUAAACUAAGUUUUUUUCAGAUCGAAUUAAAAGGAAAAGAAGUCUUGACAAUGCCGGAUAUAAUAACCGAACCAGGAGUAUCUUCACUAACAUUCGAAACUCCAUUAGAAGAAUUAUACCCGCUUUUAGUUUCAAUCGAACAAUCAGAUCAACCAACUUCUUCAAAUCAAGAAUCCGAAGAACAAAAUCCAACAAUAACCACAUUUGAUCGGAUUAUGCAAAUAUGUUUAUGUCGACCAGCAAAAGCAUCAUCACAUCCACUCAUUUAUACACAUAAAACAUUGGCUGUGAAAUUAAGUCAGGGUAAGUUUGAAUUGAAUUGAAAAGUGAAGGGAAUUCUCUAAGGGCUUCAAAACAUGUCAGAAAUUUCGAAAUCUUUUUUUAGUUGGAUACGACAAUGAAAAUGGUACACAUUGGCUGAUUCUUUCGGAUUAUUUCCAAACAGUUUCACAAAUUGCAUUGAAUUCUUCAAACGUGAAUUGUCCACGUAUUGGUUCGCAUUGGCAAAUCGUCGGAUUUCAAGGCACGAAUCCAGCGACUGAUUUUAGAGGUUGUGGAAUUUUCGCACUUCUUCAAUUACAUUCUUUUACUCAACGUCUUCCUCAUAAUAUUCUCAAAGCAAUUGUUCAAUUAUCAAGAGCCGAACCAAAUGUGAGCAUUUUUCAGAAACUAUAAAUUUGAAUAAAAAAUUUGUUGCAGGAUUUUCCUUUGGCUGUUGUCUCAAUAAAUAUCACGGGUUUAAUAUUGGGAAAAUUGAAAAAGGAUAGAUUUGAUUUGUAAGUUUUUCUGAAAAAUAUAAUUUAUAAAGUAUUUAGUUUCAGAUUAGGUACACCAUCUAAUGGUCUUUAUCCAGUUCUUGUUUCAUUGCAUUCCGCGAGUCUUGCUUAUUUUUGUGCUCAAUACAAGUCGCAAAAUUUAACAUUGGCACAAUGCCAAACACUUCUUUCAGGUUAGUACUAUUGUAAACCUAAUUCUAAAUUCUUAAAUUCUUCCAGAAAUUGAUCAAAUGUUGGAAAAGUCUCCGAAUUCGCUAUUGUCACUUCUCGAAAAUAACAACGAUAAACUUAUUAAACAAUUAUUGUGA